GUCUCAGUACGGUCACCUGGAGAAGAUGACAGAUCUGGUGGCUGUUUGGGAGGUUGCUUUAAGUGAUGGUGUUCACAAAAUUGAAUUUGAGCAUGGAACCACAUCAGGAAAACGUGUUGUAUAUGUAGAUGGAAAGGAAGAAAUAAGAAAAGAGUGGAUGUUCAAACUAGUGGGUAAAGAAACAUUUACAGUUGGUGCAGCCAAAACAAAGGCUACUAUUAACAUUGAUGCAGUGAGUGGUUUUGCCUAUGAGUAUACCUUGGAGAUCAAUGGGAAAAGCCUCAAGAAGUACAUGGAGAAUCGGUCAAAAACUACAAAUACUUGGGUAUUAAGCUUGGAUGGUGUGGAUUGUAGGGUUGUGUUAGAGAAGGAUACUAUGGAUGUCUGGUGCAACGGUAAAAAAAUGGAAACAGCGGGUGAAUUUGUAGAAGAUGGAACAGAAACUCACUUCAGUGUUGGUAAUCAUGACUGUUGCAUUAAGGCUGUCAGUAGUGGAAAGCGAAGGGAAGGAAUAAUUCAUACUCUUAUUGUAGAUGACAGAGAAAUCCCAGAGGUUUUAGAGUAGCCUAGAGUUAAUCUGUUAUAGAAAUAAAGAUCAGGGAUUCUCAAUUACUGUGGUAAUUAUUUAUUUUAAUAUGUACUUCUAGGUACAUUUAGGUUUCUUAUUUCCUGGUUAUUGUAUAUGAAAUUAUAAUCUUUUUGAGGAACAGAUGUAAAUAUCCAAUUAUGUACAGCCUCAGAUAUUGGCAGUUCUUUUGUAAACUAUAUAAAUAUAUAACACUAAGAAGGGGAAGGUGGACUAAAGUAGGAAUUGUUAACAAGGAAAGUUUUGUUACAGAAAUAAAAUGGAAAAUAAAUUAGUAGUGUAAUAUUUAAUGUUGAGGGUUUUUUUUAACUUGAUGUGAUUUCUUUUCAUGUUCUGCAUAGAUUUACUUUGCACAAUUUUUACAAUAGUACAUCCACCUAAGCUGUUAUUUUUUUAUUGAUAAAAUGUUUAUUGUAACAUGCUAAUGUCAUUUUAAAAUUCCUAUGGUUGCAGUUAGGGAAAUAAAUAGCUAUGUCAGUUAAAACAAAAUGUAUUGAAAAUUUAGAUAUUCUAUAUUUACAGCAACUGUACUAAUAUAUACAACUCUUAUUAAGAGUGAAGGAGUGAGAAGUGUAUUGAACACAAAGGGAACAUGCAUCUCACUAGUUUGUCUAAAAUCUGUAUAUUAAAACUGUUGUAAUGAUUAAAUACUUGGAAUGGAAA
Pelodiscus sinensis (Chinese soft-shelled turtle) is the source of this 1249-nucleotide messenger RNA. NCBI's taxonomy places the organism in Eukaryota, Metazoa, Chordata, Testudines, Trionychidae. The record is from RefSeq and is a predicted model, not a curated record.